AUGUUUUCACAAUUCUCCUUCUCUAUACCGUCUAUCAGGGGGCUCUUCUCCUCGGUUACAGCCGACAGCGACUCUAUUAACUUAGAUCCCGUCGAGAUCCACGAUAUUGAGACAAAUCAACAAAAGUCAGCCCGGGCAUUGAAACAUUUGUUAAAGCUGAACCAUGCGAACUUUUCGAUUCUAUAUCACGAUGACCGCUUCCAUAAUCAUAUGCCCCAUCUGCUAUCCUCCGUAUAUUUGUUUGGCGGUGACGCGGAGCACCUGAACCGUCUCUACGAGGCUGAAGCAAUGGAGUUGGAGCCAUGGCGGGAUUCGCCUGGUGAGAUUUCAGCGGAUGAUUGGAGGGAUUUUUUAGGGAAGACACAAUACCAGAGAGCAUUUGUGGAUUUUUUCGAGGAUGAGCUCGUGCGUCACGGCUACGACUGGAAGAAGAUUGCCGAAAAGUAUCUCUAUUCUGGCAAAAAGCCACUGAUAAACUGCCUUGUCUCAGGCCUUGGGCAUCCACUCAUUCACUUGGGAUAUGCAUACGAAAUGUCAAGCCGAGACGUAGCCAUGGAAUCGCUCUCAAUGGCUGCAACAUGCUACAACGAUCUGCACAAAUAUCUUGAUGAUCCAUCCUACCUGCAAAUUCCCGCUACGUACCAAACCUCUUCCCCUCUAGAAAUACUGCGUAGAAUCCGCACCGAUAAACGUUUCGAUAAUCUCUUUCAGCACCCUGGCGGCGAUAAUCUUGAAACACUCUUUAAACACAAUGAAGAGGCAGUUCUAGAACACUGGCGAGCAUGGUCCAUCACCCCAAACCCUACUGAACAACUUGAAAUCUCUCAACAAGCUGCUGCAGCAAUCUUUGUCGCAUCUGAUACAGAGAUGCACGACUUCUUCCUCGUCCACCUACUCACGACUAGCCAUGCAGUUCGCAUUCUACUCCCCUUCGUUCCGCCAAAGUACCACCUCUCCCUUGUCCGACAGUGGUGGCUAAUUGUAGUGGCAAUUUAUAUCGCACAGCUACGACCCAAAAUAGACACUAACGCGAUUAAAAAUUAUGAAAUAAAGGGGCGCAAUUGGGAUUGGGUAGGUGACCAGUGUAUCAAUGGCAAGUGGGCGGAGAAUACGCAUUACAUAAAGGCACUUCGGGCGCUCAAGGAGGCCGCGAGAACAUGGGGUGACCACGAUGAAUAUUUCAUUAAGGCGGGAGUGAAGCUCGUUGACGAGUUUAAGGGAUUUGAAGGUUUCAGUGAGUAG
This is a messenger RNA of Paracoccidioides brasiliensis Pb18, 1242 nucleotides long. RefSeq lists its product as uncharacterized. The transcript is spliced from 4 exons. Bases 1 to 1242 code for a protein of 413 amino acids. The record is from RefSeq and is a predicted model, not a curated record. Gene Ontology annotation, molecular function: oxidoreductase activity.